Molecule: messenger RNA, 2352 nt
Organism: Harpegnathos saltator (Jerdon's jumping ant)
Lineage: Eukaryota; Metazoa; Arthropoda; Insecta; Hymenoptera; Formicidae
Product: prisilkin-39
Exons: 4
Coding region: 1374-2120 (248 amino acids)
Source: RefSeq, a predicted model, not a curated record
CAUCGCGCGUCGUCUUGUUUGUAAUCCAAGUCGCACGAUCUUGAACUACUUACGAUCAAUUUUGCGGCCUUGCCGGCUGAGGGACAGCCGAAAUCCAAGGAAUCCAAGGAAUCGUCCGAACGUGCAAACGAGAGAGGAAAGAGCGAGAAACCUGUAUAAAGUAUCACGUUCAAAGGAAGUGAUUCGUUAUAUUUCUUUUGUUACUUGCCACUUUGUUACACGCAAUAACGAGUACGUAUCAUUAUCGUUCCGACCGAACGCGCGUCGAUAUUUUUGCGAUAAAUUGCGUCGUGUGUUGAGACGGAAGAUUGUCGAAGAGAACAGUUCAGUGGAAGUGAGAAGUGGUGUUUCGAAAGACGCGUGACCGCUUUUUGGAGCCGUGGAGGGAAGCGUUGUUUGCUCCGCGCCGAGAAUGUAUCUAUAUCAAUACGAAAUUGUGAGACGUACAGGCACUGAUAAGAACUGCUGGAAGAGAGAGUCUGUCGCCAUUUAGACUGUUGCGCAAGUUCCGGCUGCCUUUUGCAUCUACAACGUGUACUCACUUUGCGCAACACCGACGUGCUUGAAAGAAGAAUGAGACGCGUGUAGAUCCUACAUUAAUUACAAAAUUUGUAUAACGAUAAGUUCGAUAUCGGUGGAUAAAGAUCUCGUUGAAGUUGAAUAGCAAAAGCAAUUGUAUCUGUAAGUAGGGAAGAAAGAAUAAAACGUUACGGUACAGGAACUAUACACUGUCGGAACCGCACAGACUUCAUAGCGCUGAAGGCCAGUCAAUUAAUGAAGAGAGACUGAUCUCUCGGUAAAUGUAAAGUAAAGACGUAGAGGUGACGAUAUCACAUAGUGAUCACAAUGUCACGAUUAUGCAUAGAGAUAAUUAUAUAAGAUCACGUUCAGCGGAGACGCGGGAGAGGAAUAGAGAGGACUAUACGAAAUACAGAUUUGAUGUGACAAUCUUUCUUUUUCCCUUUUUACUCUAAACGCGAUCGCUCGCUCGUGCCGAACGCUCCAACUUACGAUCGAGUACGCAGCAUCAGGAUCUCGGAAUUUCUUUUGCAUAACAACACCUCGAGAGCGACCUAAGGUGUGUGUACACUCGGACGGAAGGAAACGGAAUGUAAAUUCCGCGAACGGCUAUCGUUUCCACAUAUGCGCGGGUGUGUCCCAUCAGUUCUUGUCAACGUCCUUGUCAUCGCGCCUUCUAACAGCGACCUAAGCUCAAACAACCGAGACCACCUUGAAAUACGAGGAGGGGCACUUGGACGUACUAGAGGAGAGGAUAUAUAGAGGUUUGUACGCUGGUACAAGAGCAGAUCAUCUUUCCGUGUCUCGAACACACAGUGUUUUCCCGUAAAGAUGCGAUCGGCGACAUCGGCGCUAUGAAGUUGUAUCUCGUAGUAUCGACCGUUUACGGUCUGAUUGCACUAUGUAGCAGUGCGACCGAACCGGAACCGGAAUCAAAACCACUCACAAAAUUAACACCGAUGGGCGAUCCGCAGCCUUCGUACGCAGGUGAUGUAGAUGACACGAAAGAUCUAACUCCGUCUGCAAGUGAUCGAACAUUUCAUGUAAACAAAGAUUACGGAUCAAUUGGAUAUCCCGGAGGAUAUCCUGGCAGAUAUCCCGGAGGAUAUCCAGAAGGAUAUCCAGGAGGAUAUCCUGGAGGAUAUGGUGGUUCCUCGGGUUAUCCAGGAAUCGGCGGAUAUCCUGGCACAUCAUACCGUGGUGGCAUAAUUCCAGGAUACAGAGGUUAUCAAGUAUUGGUACCAGGACUCGGUGGCGGUUAUCUCGGAUAUGGAUAUUAUGAUGGAUAUCCAGCUUAUAUUGGAUAUAACGGCUACGGUGGAUAUGGCGGAUAUGGCGGAUAUAGAGGCUAUGGGGAUUACGGAUUAAGAGGAUACGGAGGUUAUGGAAGCUACGGUACUGGCUACGAAGACAAUUAUUUAGGAUAUGGACAACGUGGUCCCGGUCGUUAUGACGGAGCACCUGGAUACGAUUACGGAGAUGGAUACGGUGCUAAUCGUGGUUCAUCGUAUGCAUCCAGAAACCCGAAUUAUCCAAAUAGCGGUCGUGGUAGUUACGGUACUUCUCUUGCUAAUCCAUCUGGUUAUCGCGGUUAUUCCUAAGCGCACAAUGUUAUGUAUAUUUUUACAAAUUAAAUUGUUUUGUUAUUAUUAAUAUGUUCUUAUCAGUCUCUAUCAGAAUGAUAGAGAGUCUCUGUCAAAACGAUCGUGCCUUUAACAUUUAUUACUAUAUAAAAAAUGUCUGUCAUAUAUAAUGCAACAUAAAACAAUGAUAUACUUUUAUAAUAUAACAGAUAUCCGCAUCCUGAAAUAAAACUCGUUGUUUAUAAUAUAA